Messenger RNA from Funneliformis caledonium, 830 nucleotides. The record is from the annotation of a GenBank genome assembly. Lineage: Eukaryota; Fungi; Glomeromycota; Glomeromycetes; Glomerales; Glomeraceae.
AUGUUGCAAUUUGCAACUUGUUUUCCAAAAUCGGUUUAUCCAAACGGCGAACCAUGGGCAUACAACGUACGCUUAGAUACUUUAUUUUCGAUAUUAAAACAAGGGGAAGUUCAAUACGGGGAGGAACUUACUUUGAGGGGGAAUGACAUGGAUAAAUUUUAUCAUCUGUCAGGUGGCCCUUUCUUAUUAAUGAAUUCUCAUACCCUUUUAAUAAAAAAUUUGGAAGAGAUAAAAAAGUUAAUCAUAAAUAAGAAAUUUAUUCCAUUUCCACCUACACGUCGAUUAUAUUUUUACAGUGGAUAUCACGUUGAUUAUAAUCUUGAAAAAUUCCCCCCCUUUGAUGGUUACGAACAGGAAGGAAAUUUAAAUAUAAUCGCUAGAGCCAUAUUGUUCAAACCUGAAUUAAUAAACACGUGGAAAAGUAUAGGUUACUCGGAAGUAUGUGAUGAUUUCAAUGAGGUGGUUAUACAUGGAUUAUUUCUGACCCUUGAUCCUCCAUCUCAAGUUCAACAUGCAUUUGAAAAGUUGGUUUUAAAUCUUGAAAAAUUCAUCGAAAUGGGAUUUCGAUUAACAGAUAGAAUCAUUGUUGAUGUUCUUCAAUUUUAUGAAUAUGAACUAGCUGAACUAGGUGAAUUACUCUGGAGGGUCUUCCGUUCGAUCCGAACCGGUGAAUCGGAUUUUGCAUUCAUUUUUGGACUAUUUAAAAUACGUAUUGACUAUUUACCGGAGCACAUGGAGUUAUUAAGGCGUGCAAAAAGUGCAGACAUUGUUAAACCAUUCCUUGAAGAUUUUGUACCAAAUGUUUUCUUAUCUAACGACAAUAUCAAAAA